Molecule: messenger RNA, 2442 nt
Organism: Malassezia japonica
Lineage: Eukaryota; Fungi; Basidiomycota; Malasseziomycetes; Malasseziales; Malasseziaceae
Exons: 1
Coding region: 1-2442 (813 amino acids)
Source: RefSeq, a predicted model, not a curated record
AUGCAACGCGAAGAGCCCCGCAAGAUCGGGCGCCUGCCGGCGUUGGGGCAGCACCAGACACCGCAGCGGGCACGAGGAGGCACGUCGCGCGUGUCAGACGCAUUCAACUUGUCGCUCGGCGAGUCGCCGCUCACCGGGGGGCUCACGGAUAUGCGGGUGCAGGACAUGGAGCCGGCGCAGUGGAGCCGCCCGAAACGCAGGUCCAGCGUCCAGGCGCCGGUCGCGUAUAUUGACGAGGAGGACGAGGAAGAGGAUGAAGAGGAGGAUAUCGACUUUGUGCCGGAGGAGAACAGCGACAUGGACAUGGAGGAGGUGUACGAGGAAGACGCCGAAGAGGGGUACGAGGCACAGGACGAGCCAGACGAGCCCGAGGAGCAUGUACAGCCGCUCCCACGCGCGCCGCGCCCGGCACCGACUCCCGCGCGCCAGGCGCCGACGCCAAGCGGGCGCGCACAGCCGACGCCGGGGUACACACGACCACAGCCGACACCGCGCUCGCAGCCGGCCAGCGCGCGGCGGCCUGCACGCCCUGCGCCGCGGCCGAUCCAGGCCGUGGGCAUGCUCGACUAUGAUGCGAUCGACUACGACAAGAUCACGGACCCGUUCAAGGACGGCAAGCGCGAUUACAUGCGGGGGCGCGCUCCUCCGCCGCCUGCAGAGGAGGCACCAGUCGAGUCGACGCCGCGGAAUCCUCGCGCACGCCCGAGCCUCUCUGCCGAGAUUGAUGUAGACGAGAUCCCGCAUGUGCCGUCGGCACCGACACCGGCGCGGGCUACGUCGCGGACGACGCCGCGGAAACCGACACUGCAAGAAACGCUGCCGCGCAUGCCCACGCCAAAAGAGCCGACGCCGCGCAAGGCACUCGCAGCACACGCGUCGCCGCAGCCGGUCUCGACGACGCCGCGCACGCUGCCGCGCGCAAGUCUGGGGCAGCACGAGGCGCGCAGCUUGGCAAGGGAAGAAGGCACAGCAAGUACGACGCCACGGAUCGCCCGCGAGGUCAAGGCGCGUGUAUCAGACGUGCCCAGUCGCGCGCACGACGAUGCAGAGGUGUCUAGUGAGGCAGAGGCGUAUGCCGAGACGAGUCGGCAUGGCGAAACAAGCGGGCAGGCCGAGACGAGCGCUCGGGCUGAAUCGAGCGCACGGUCGCCUGUUGCGGCACGGACAUCGGCCGCGACGCGUGCGCCUGCCCCGGCACGGACAGACACAGCUCGUGCGCCUGCUCCGGCACGGACAGAGAUCCGUGCACAUCCGCUUGCACCGGCCGAUGCAAGCCCUGCUCGAGCCGAGCCGAGCUUGGCGCCUCGGGCCGCGUCGAGCUUGGCGCCUCGUGCCGAGCCGACGGCCGCACGCCCGAGCUCUGCCCUUGGAUCGAGCGCACCGCGCCCACCUGCCCGCCCACGCCCGUCGGCGCCACGCCCGUCGGCCGCUCCUUUGGACGCUCCUGCCCCUCCUGCCCCUGCCCCUUCUACCGAGGCGCCUCCCGCCCGCCCCUCGGUCGCACCCCGUCCCUCGUUUGGCGUACGUACGCCUGCGAAACCCACGCGCUCGAACCGUGUCAUUACCGAGCAGCUUCUACAAUGGAAGGCACGCUACAUUGAGCUCGAGGAAGAAAAGGCACUCCUCGAGCAGCGCCUUGCCAACGCGUCCGAUAUGGACGAGUCGAUGGAGCGCGAGCUGGCCGAAGAGCUCGAGGCCGUGCGCCAGGGCCAGAAAGACGACCGCCGCAAGAUGCGGCGUGUCGUGCGUGAGCUCGAGUCGCACAUUGCCGACGUCAAGGUCAAGUACGACGAGCGGUACUGGGACCUGUUGACCAGCUCGCCGACGGGGUACGACUCGCCGCAGGUGCAGCUUGUCCUCCGCGACAAUGAGAUUACGCAGCUCAAAGGCGACGUUGCGCGCCUCGAGCGGCAGCUCGCGCUCGAGCGGCACCAGUCCAUGUUCCUCGUCGGCCUGAACAAGUGGCGGGCGAAGCAGGCACGCACCACCGAGGCCGACGAGACUUACCACCUGCAUGCGCGCAUCGCGCAGCUGGAGCGCGAGCUCGACGCGGCGCACGCGCGGCCGGAGCGUAUCGAGGCGCCGGCCAGCAGCACGCCCCCCCGCCCCUCUGCCGAGACACCCGACGCCUCGAGCUCGCCGCAGAUGCAGCUCCAGGAUAUCGGCCUCGAGCCCGAGCCGGCGGCCGCGCCGAGUGCGACGCCUGUGCGCCCCCCGCUCAAGCCCGGCGUGACGCCGAUGCAGCAGCGCGUCCAAGGCACGCAGUUUGCGCUCGAUGUGGAGUCCACGCCGAUGCUCGCGCGCACCGAGGAGCCGCAAGGCGGCAAGAAACGCAAGAUCCUUUCUCAAAAGUCGAAUCUGUUCAACAUUGCCGAGGCCGCGUCGACCCCGCUGAAUCCUGCGCUGCAGUUUGGCUUCCUCUCCCCAACCGACGACUCAUAG